UUCACUCGACGUCUCGGUGGAAUUGGUGACGCUGAUCCCGUCACAACCACGCGAGAACCCCACCGGUAGAAGAAGAUCUCCAAUCAGCGCGGGUCUACGUCCUGACAGAGUGGGCAGCGCAGCUGCACAAGACCACCCUUCACACGGUUGUGACACGGUAGCUGGUUCAACAAAAUUUCCUUCAUCGAGAGCAGCAGGAGUCACUGCAUUGACAACAGGAAGAAGGAGCUUCAUCAUCAGCAGCAAGAGGAAAUUCAGCCAAGACACGAGAUACGUCUACACAUCAAACAUCUAGGUUUCACCGUGUGGGUUGCCGGCACACAUUCGCAUCUCACGAAGUAGGCCGUGAAGCCGAAGAACUCAGCAGUCUUACUACGCACUAGGCUGACACGGAGAGCUGCAGUUGGAAUUUUCCCCGAACUCUGAAGUUUAAGCUGGUGGAUUGGUCAGCGCUUCACAAUAGAGUUGCGCUGGAAAGAAGGGACUGUACGACAUUUCCCCGAACCUUGAAGAGAGCUGGUAACUUGGGCAGCACUUCACAAAAAGGUUGAGCUGGAAGACAAGAACUGUUCAAAUGGAAUUUCCCCGGAUCCUGAAGAGGGCUGCACUUCACAAAGGGAUCGCGCUGGAAGGAAAGAGCAGUUCGAGGUCAACGGAAUUUCCCCGAACCCUGAAGCGAGCUGGUAGCGUGGACAGCACUUCGGCAAAUAGGGUGUCGCUGGAAUACGAACCGAGCUCGAACAACGACAAGUACGCCCCUCUGAGCACCGGAGAGAGCGCGGAAACAAGAAUAGUGCCAGGUUUGGCCACCUGCAUCUACAAUUCGAAGUCGUCAACACCAAGGAUAGUACAGUUCUGCAAGAGGAAGCCUCAUCCUUUGAGCAAGAAGCCUCAUCAUUUGAGCAAGAAGCCUUAUCAUUUGAGCAAGGGAUUUCAACGGAGGAACAAGUCGAGUCAAACUGACACGGAAGAGGAAGAAGAUUGGCAGCAGCAGCUGGAACCGGGAACACCAAGAACCAAAUAUGGCGCAAGACAGACGUUGGAGAUCAAGAACAUGAAGAAGAUGGUCGUGGUCAACCUGACUCCUACCGAAUCGGAUCCAGUAGCGCCUCCGCUCAAGAGCAUGCACAAGGCGGAGGGGUGCGAAUGCCUGGACCUGAAGCAGGGAGUGCUCAUAAACCACUACCUGGGGUCCCGCGGAGACUACCUGGAAAGGGUACAUCGGUACUGGUCGGUGCGAUAUAGUAUGCUGGUCUUCCGGGUCCGCAGGUGA
Ectocarpus sp. CCAP 1310/34 is the source of this 1273-nucleotide messenger RNA. NCBI's taxonomy places the organism in Eukaryota, Phaeophyceae, Ectocarpales, Ectocarpaceae. The record is from the annotation of a GenBank genome assembly.